Molecule: messenger RNA, 6570 nt
Organism: Closterium sp. NIES-65
Lineage: Eukaryota; Viridiplantae; Streptophyta; Zygnematophyceae; Desmidiales; Closteriaceae
Source: the annotation of a GenBank genome assembly
AUGUUCUCUAGGGUUUCACUAAAGCGCGACUCGUUUAGAUUGUUCCAAGUUCAACCUUACAUAGGAGAUAAUUCCAACCGUUCGCUUCCUUUUACUCUACUCCACCAUCCCCCCUCGCCUCCCCGUCCCCCCGUCCCACCCUUGCGGUCCUUGCACGGACUCAAACCGUCCGCGCCACAGGCUGCAGCGUUUUCCGCGCUGGUGCUGCUGGCGGUGCUGUGCUGGGCGUUCAUCUCCGCCAUGCAGUCCCCGGACAACUCCCUCCCCCUCCACCUGCGCACACAACGCCUAGACGCCGCCGCGCUCGCCGUUCUCUCCAUCCAACAGCCCCUCCCCCCCUCUCCGUUCUCUCUCCCCCUCCUCAUCUCCCAACCCCGCCCUUCCACUCGUCGUCCCCUUGACCCCCCUUCCUCUAGAAUCCUUCCUCUGUGUGCCCAAUCAGUUCGUUGCCCUAAUCGGGAUCCCUUCCCCCCUUUGCUCAUCCGCCCAUCCAUCCCCGGGCCCCAGUGUGCCUUCAUUUCCUCCCUUUCUCCCUUUCCUUCGUUUCCCCCCUCUCCUCCCGUUUUCCCCACUUUCCCCCCCUUCCCCCCCAUCUCCCUGCUCCUGCCUUCCCGCAUUCAACAGAGGUUGCAAUACGCGGCAGUGGCGCAGGCAAUGGCGCUGACGUCAGCGCUGAACGCCGUGACCAGAAGCAACGUCAGCACUGUUCUUUCUCUCACCAUAUUUCCCCAUCGUCCCCUCUACCACCACCAUCUCCAUGCCCCUCCCUCCCGCUCCCACCCAACCGCUCCUCCGUCCCCUCUCCCCUUACCACUGCAGGCCCUGCUGGUCACGUCCUUCCCCUUCAUUCGGCCUGAUCCGUCUCUCCACAUCGCCACAUUCGUUGCCCCAGACAGCUCUCUUACCGGCUACCUGCGCCCCUCGCUAGACGGCUUGCUGUCUCGUCUGCCAUCUCCACCGCACCGCACCAUUCCGAGUUUCAUAGACCGCAAGGGGCGAGAAACUCUGCUGGUAGUAAGUGCCAGCUCAGCAAGUGCCACGUCAGUGGGUGCUAGCCUGGCAGCUGUAUCCCUUGCUGACGUGGCAGCAGCAUGGGCUGGCAUCAGCAUCAACUCUGGCAGCAGGCCAGCCAGUCCUGAAGAAACCCAGAAGCUUCCUUCGCGUCUGCUGCUUGUUUCAGCCACUGGAGGGCUUUUGCUGUCCUCUUCUGGCGCAGCGGGUGGGCCCUUAGCACCCAAUGAUGUCAUAGUGACGUCAGCAAUGUCUGCGUUAGGGUUAGGCAAACCUGCUGAGUCAGCAGUGCCUGUGGUGGAAGCAGCUCCGGUUAACACGUCAGCAGCAGCGUUCGGCAGCUCCACCACAUGCCCUGGAGCUCUCUCCCUCCGCCCCGCCUCCCCUUCAAUCCUUUUCCGCAUGCAUCUGCUCUCCCUCGCCACUCCUCUCUCUACCCCGUUACAUCUAAACUGUCGUGUGCACCUCGCGUCCCUCUCACCCUCCCCUCCCCCACUCGCCUCCCCCGCUCUCCCCUUGCAGAUCAUUGUUGGGAUGAAGUGGGGUGAAGUUGGGUGGAGUGGGGUGGAGUGGGGUGGAGUGGGGUGGAGUGGGGUGAAGUGGGGUGGAGUGGGGUGGAGUGGGGUGAAGUGGACAAUUGAAGGCCUCUCUGCUGCUCUCCCUCUCGGCUCUCUUCUCCUGCGCGCUGCCGCUCGUCAAUUACCUUUUCUCUCGUGCCUUGCAUCUCAUUCCCUCUCUUCCACGCCCUUCCCCCCACGCCCUCUCCUCUGUGGUGCGAUGGCAGGACGAGAGGCAGAUGAUGCUCACCAAGAGGGCAGAAACGAGGUCCCAGACCAAGAGCGCCUUCCUAACCAGCCGAGUCACGAGCUGCGCACACCCAUGGCGAGCAUCCUGGGGCUGCUGGACCUGAGCGCCUUCCUAGCCAGCAUGAGUCACGAGCUGCGCACACCCAUGGCGGUCAUCCUGGGGCUGCUGGACCUGAGCGCCUUCCUAGCCAGCAUGAGCCACGAGCUGCGCACACCCAUGGCGGCCAUCCUGGGCCUGCUGGACCUGGUGCUGUGCGAGGACCUGCUGCCCGAGGUGCAUGUGAACGUGCAGCAGAUCAAACUGGCGGCCACGGCCCUGCUAGGCCUGCUCAACUCGAUUCUCGAUCUUAGCAAGGUGGAAGCAGGCAAGCUGGUGCUGGAGUGUGUCGACUUUGACAUCCGCAAAGACCUCGAACUUAUCGUGGAGAUAUUUUCCGUGCAGGCUUUAACGAAAGGCACGGAGAUCUCUCUAGACCUUUCAGAUGAUUUAACCCGCAUGGUGCGGGGCGACCCGCACCGCGUGCGGCAGGUGUUCAACAACCUGCUCUCCAACUCCAUCAAGUUCACCCCCAAUGGCCACAUCGUCAUCCGCGCCUGGAACCGCGCUGCUCAUGGUCAGCAGCACGGGCAGCAUGGGCAGCAGUACGGGCAGCAGCAGCAGCAUGGGCAGUUGCAGGGGCAGCAGCACGGGCAGUUGGGAUGGGCGGAAGGGGAGCGGGUGGCGCUGCAAGGGGGAGGGUCAGGGGCGAUGGAGGGGAGUCAGCACGGGGGAGGGGAACCGGGCGGGGGGGAGGAGAAGGAGAGGGGGAAGGGGAAGGUGGAGCUGGUGUUUGAGCUGGAGGAUACGGGGUGUGGUGUGCCCAAGGACAAGAGGGAGGCGAUCUUUGAGACGUACGGGCAGGCAGACCAGGCGCAUGGGCGGAUCGGCACGGGGCUGGGACUGGCCAUCGUGCGAUCACUGGGUUUGGUGUUGGAGAGUGGUGUUGGAGAGUGGUGUUGGAGAGUGGUGUUGGAGAGUGGUGUUGGAGAGUGGUGUUGGAGAGUGGUGUUGGAGAGUGGUGUUGGAGAGUGGUGUUGGAGAGUGGUGUUGGAGAGUGGUGUUGGAGAGUGGUGUUGGAGAGUGGUGUUGGAGAGUGGUGUUGGAGAGUGGUGUUGGAGAGUGGUGUUGGAGAGUGGUGUUGGAGAGUGGUGUUGGAGAGUGGUGUUGGAGAGUGGUGUUGGAGAGUGGUGUUGGAGAGUGGUGUUGGAGAGUGGUGUUGGAGAGUGGUGUUGGAGAGUGGUGUUGGAGAGUGGUGUUGGAGAGUGGUGUUGGAGAGUGGUGUUGGAGAGUGGUGUUGGAGAGUGGUGUUGGAGAGUGGUGUUGGAGAGUGGUGUUGGAGAGUGGUGUUGGAGAGUGGUGUUGGAGAGUGGUGUUGGAGAGUGGUGUUGGAGAGUGGUGUUGGAGAGUAGUGUUGGAGAGUGGUGUUGGAGAGUGGUGUUGGAGAGUGGUGUUGGAGAGUGGUGUUUGGGUCUGGUGGAGAUGAUGGGGGGCAAGAUAGCCGUAGUGGACAAGCCCACGGCCGGUCCAGGCUCUCUGUUCCGCUUCAACCUCUCGCUGGACUGCCCCGACCCCGCAGCAGCAGCCGUGCGCGUGGGGGGCGAGGCGGAGGAACAGGAGAAGGAGAGCUGGCGGCUGGAGGCGCCUCUGAUGCGCGCGCUGUGGGACGGGGACGUGCUGCUGGUGAUGGGCGCGUGCCCGGGGAGGGAGGUGGCGGGGAAGUGGUUAAGGCAGCGAGGGCUGACGGUGGUGGAGGUGGGCGCGUGGGAAGAAAUGGUCGACCGCAUUCGCCAGGUAGCAACAGCAGCGGAGGAGAAGGCAAGGGCAACGGAGGCAGCAUACGAGCGCAUGAGGAUGGACGACCCGUUGCUGCUCCUCCCAUCCUUCCCCAACGCCAACCCUAACCCUAACCCUAAUUCUGACUCCACUGCCGCCCAGCCCCUAAGCUCUGCCGAUGCUUUUGCCGCCCUGCAAAGGUUCGGAGAUCCGCCAGCAGCGGCAGCAGGUUCGGGAGAAGCAGGGAAGGAAGGUUCGGGACCAGGUUCGGCGGCGCCCUGGCUGAGGGUUGGGGGUCUGGGGGCAGGGGGAGGGGGAGGGGGAGGAGGGUUGGGAGGGGGGCUGCGCAGGCAAACCAGUCUGGGGGUGGCUCUCGGGGGAGGGGGGGGAUUAGGGGGAGCGUUGGGGGGAGGUUUGGGGGGAGGAGGGGUGGAUCUGGAAAGCUUUAAGAAGGGUAUCCUGUCGCUGGGCCUCAGGGACGCUGGUGGCAGUGCUGGGUCUCUGCUCUCGGCAGGUAGUGGGGGAGGUGGAACUGGGGGAGGUGGAGGAGGAGGGGGAGGAGGAGCGGGGGGAGCGGGAGGGAGUGGUGAUGGCAUGAGGAAUGGGUUCGGGAGUGAGAUAUCAGGAGCAGGGGUGGAGGCAGGGGGGAGGAUACCUGGAGUGGCUUCUGUAGAGGCAGCAGCAGGAGGAGGAGCAACAGCAACAGGUGAGGCAACAGCAGGAGGAGGAGCAGCGGGGGAGAAGGGCAGCAGCAGCAGUAGUGUGAGUGGGAUCCGCAGUGCAGGCAGCUCUCCUCUGCGGUUAGCGCGCAUAGCCAGUGUGAGCAGCGGGCACAGGCGACAGAGCAGCCUGGAGCGAAUCGGAGCACUCUUUGGCGGCGCAGGGGGGGGACCAGGGGGCGGGGGAGAAAAAGAUGCAGGAGGGGUAGGGGUGGCUGGAUGGGAGGCGCCUGGUAAGAGUGGUUUAGCCAAGGAAGGGAUGGGAGGUGGAGGGGCAGAAGGGGGAGCAGGAGGGGGAGCAGGAGGGGGAGCAGGAGGGGGAGCAGGAGGGGGGCCAGGAGGGUGGCCAAGGGGAGGAUUGGAAAGAUCAGGGAGUUUGCAGUCUGAUAAGAAGGUUCUAGGAGGGGGAGGAGCAGCAGGGGGCGGUGCUGGUGGUGGGCUGUGGAAGCAAGGAAGCCUGACUCUUGGGAAGGUGUUUCGGCGGGGCAGUGGGGGCAGUGAUGCGAGCUCUGGUGGGGCUGGUGGGGGUGUGGGCAGCAGCGGCGGCAGCGGGAGUAGUAGCAGCACGAGCGUGGCGGGUGGGGGCAACAGCUCUCUGCCUGUCAUGUGGUUGGUUGCUGCUAACACGCCUGCCUCGGUGCGUGAGCGGUUGAGAGCGGCCGGGUGCGAUACUAUUGUGUCGAAGCCCCUGCAUCCGACUAGGAUGGAGCAGCUGUUGAAUCUGGCUAUGGAUAUCAAGUAUGGGAUUGGGGGGAAUGCGGAGGGGGGGGUGGGAGGGGAGCGAGGGGGUGAGGAAGGGGAGGAGAGAGGUGGGGAUGGGGAGGGAGAGGGGGAUGGUGGGGGAGGUGAGGGAGGUGGAGGAGGAGGGGUGUGGGGGGUUCUGGACGAGUUGGGGAAGGAGAAAGGGAGAGAGAGAGGGAGGGAGAAGGGAGGGAAGGGAGGAGGGAAGGAAGGGAAGGAGGGGAAGGGGCGCAAGAGUAUAAAUGUGAAUGUGAGGAUUCAGAGGUGUUUGAGUGCAGUGGAUGAGGAGUUGAGUCAUGCAGACGAGAUGAGUAAUGGGGAUGAGUCCUGCCUCACCACCCCUGUUGGGAGUUCUGAGUUUGACCUCACUACCCCGAGGUCUGGUGAUGGGGCGUGGGAAGGGAGAGAGGGAAGGGACAGGAGGGAUGGUAGAGACAGGAGGGAGGAGAUGGGAGGGAGGGUAGGAAGAAGUGGGGAAGGGGCGAGGGAGCAGAGGGAUGAUGAGAGUGAUGGUGACGAUGGGGAAAGAGGAGAAAGAGGGGAUAGAUGGGAGAGAGGGGAGCGAGGAGAAAGAAGAGAAGGAGGGGAGAGAGCGGAAAGAGUGGAGAGGAGAGAAAGAGGGGAGAGAGGGGAAAGAGCAGAAAGAGGAGAGAGAAGGGAUGGCCAAUAUCGUUCGCAAAGGAGGAAGGAGGGUUCUGAGAGUGGUGAUAGCGACAGAUACGGCGAGGGAGCAGGGGACUCACGAGGGGCAGGAGGGGCAAUCACACCCAGAACGCCCCGAAACCUUCUUGUGCCGUUCCCUCGCUCGGAAUCCCGGGGGUCUCAAGACGGGAGCAAAGCGGGCGGGCAGGAGGAGCACAGACGCAGUUCUUUCCGAAAAGACUCGGUGGCUUCACUCUCACUCAUCUCGCCUCACUCCCCCUCGUCUCUCUCCUCCUCCUCUUCUCCCUCCAUGGAUCGCUCUGCUAGUGGACGGCUCUUGCCGGCCAUUGACUCGCUCUUCUCCCCUCGCAAACACUCGCAGUCGCAUCGUGCCUCCGCCUCCUCGUCCUCUUCGUCUCGUGCCAAGCGUAGUGGCAGCGGCAGUGGCAGCAGAAGCAGGGAGAGGAGCGGAGGGGGUGCAAGUGCGUCGGCUGCAUCGGCCCACCAGAAGGCUGUUUUGGGCCCGGCGUCAGCUCUGGCAGGUGUGCACAUCCUAUUGGCCGAGGACGUGGCGAUGCUGCAGCGGGUGGCGGUGCUGAUGCUGAAGAAGAUGGGCGCGACGGUGGUGGCGGUGAGCAACGGUCAGGAGGCGUUGGAUGCGGUGACAAGGCAGAUUCGAGGGGAGGUGGACGGGGGAGAGGCGUUUGACCUCGUGCUUAUGGACUGCCAGGUGCGUGUGUGUUGGGGGGAGGUCGUAGGAGGAGAAGGGAGGGUCAGAGGGACUGCUGGACUGCCAGAGAGAGGAGGGGGGGAGGGAGGGGGAGAAGGGUGGGGAUAG